Cotesia congregata is the source of this 594-nucleotide messenger RNA. The record is from the annotation of a GenBank genome assembly. NCBI's taxonomy places the organism in Eukaryota, Metazoa, Arthropoda, Insecta, Hymenoptera, Braconidae.
AUGUCAACGGAGGAAAAAUUCGAUGGGAUGCUGAUGGCCAUGGCCCAGCAGCAUGAAGGAGGAGUCCAGGAUCUAUUGGACACUAUCUUCAAUUUCCUUGCUCGUAAAACGGACUUUUACACUGGUGGUGGCGAAGGAGCAGCUGAGAAGUUGGUGAAUAGCAAAUUCAAAAAGCAUCAAGCUACAGCCAUCGCCAAGCACAACAAAGAACAAGCAGAACGCGCUGAACAGGAGCGAAAACGCCAGGAAAAAUUAGAAAAGAAGCGCAAAGAAGAACAAGAAGCCGCGAAGAUGAUGUUGGAUGAUGAUAGUCCUUGCAAAAUUGAAGAGGUAACUGAUGAAAUGGCGGAUAAGCUGAAAGAAGAGUGGACCAACAAGAAGCCUGAGUCCAGUGCAUCAGUUCCUGGUACCAGUUCCUCGCCAGUGAACGGUCAGACCGAAGCGCCGGCUGAAGAGAAGAAACCAAAGGAAGUGAAGACAAAGGAAGACGAUGAUGAAGAAGACGAGGUAGAGAAAGGCAAGCUGAAGCCCAACAGUGGAAACGGAGCCGACAUGCCCAAUUACAGAUGGACACAGACGCUUCAGGAGGUCGAA